Messenger RNA from Aspergillus nomiae NRRL 13137, 2310 nucleotides. Its product is annotated as glycoside hydrolase family 95 protein. Gene Ontology annotation, biological process: carbohydrate metabolic process. Gene Ontology annotation, molecular function: alpha-L-fucosidase activity. The coding region runs from base 1 to 2310 and encodes 769 amino acids. The record is from RefSeq and is a predicted model, not a curated record. NCBI's taxonomy places the organism in Eukaryota, Fungi, Ascomycota, Eurotiomycetes, Eurotiales, Aspergillaceae. The transcript is spliced from 4 exons.
AUGCGGCUGUCUCCCCUCCUACACCUAGUUGUCGAGGCGACUAUCGCUCACGCGCAUUUCGACCCAUCUCGUUUUACAUGGUACACCACACCAGCCAACAAUUUCUCCUCAACAUUACCACUCGGAAAUGGCCGACUAGGCGCAGCAGUCUGGGGCUCUACAGUGGAAAAUAUAACCCUGAACGAGAAUUCCAUAUGGGGCGGCCAGUUCAUGGACCGCGCCAAUCCGGAUGCGUACAACGCUUUAGAUCCUGUCCGGUCCAUGCUUAAACAAGAGAACAUCACAGCGGCUGGAGAGAUGACGUUGGAGAAUAUGAUCGGAAGUCCAGAUGAGCCUCGGGCUUAUCAUCCACUUGGUUCGUUGGUCUUGGACUUCGGACAUGAGGGUUCUCAUAUCAAGAACUAUACCCGGUCACUGGAUUUGCUCAAGGGACGUGCGGUUGUGGACUAUGAGUAUCACGGUGUUAAAUUCCGGCGGGAGUACGUUGCCAGCCACCCAGCUGGUGUGAUUGCAGCGCGACUUAGGGCUAGCGAGGCUGGUCAGCUAGAGGUCACGGUUUCCCUGUUUCGUGAUCGGUAUGUCGUGGAGAACGCAGCGACCGUAGGAAACAACACCGGAAUACUCAAACUCCGCGCUACAACGGCCGAGUCAGACGGGAUCAACUUUUCUGCAGCGGCCCGGAUUGUCGCUCAUGAAGCGCGGGUAUCACGCAACGCAAGUUCGGUAGUAGUCCAAAAUGCGACAAUCGUGGACAUCUUCAUUGAUACCGAAACAUCCUAUCGGUAUGCUGACCAGACAACAUGGGACGCAGAGAUAGAGCGCAAGCUCGACGCAGCCGUGCUGGCCGGGUUUCCUGCCAUCGCGAAAUCAGCCACGGCUGAUCAUGAAGCCCUCGCAGGGCGAGUACAUCUCGAACUAGGGUCAUCAGGUGCUGCAGGGCAGUUACCUACUGAUGUCCGACUUGAGAGAUACAAGAUCGACCCUGAUGCGGACCCCGAACUAGUGACUCUCAUGUUCCAGUUCGGUCGGUAUUCUCUCAUCGCGUCAUCGCGGGACACGGGUGCUUCGCCGUUGCCUCCCAACCUCCAAGGGCUGUGGAACGAAGACUUCGAGCCUGCGUGGGGAGGGCGGUAUACGGUGAACAUUAACCUGGAGAUGAACUACUGGCCAGCCGGCGAUAUUGCGCGGCGCAUGUACCACUGCGAUAAUGACGGCUAUGUUUUACAUCAUAACACGGACCUCUGGGGAGAUGCGGUUCCAGUGAACAACGGGACUAAGUGGACGAUGUGGCCGAUGGGUGGUGCAUGGUUGUCCGCGAAUCUGAUGGAACAUUAUCGUUUCACGCAGGACGCAGCUCUCCUGGAAGAACGCAUCUGGCCGCUCUUGCGGUCUGCUGCCCAGUUCUAUCAUUGCUACCUGUUCCCUUUCAAUGGCUAUCUGAGCACGGGACCGUCAUCUUCACCAGAAAAUGCGUUUGUCGUGCCGGACGACAUGAGCCAGAGCGGCAAGGAAGAGGGCAUCGACAUUGCUCCGACGAUGGACAAUACGCUUUUAUCAGAGCUCUUCCACUCUAUUAUAGAAACCGGUAAAAUCCUGGGUAUCAACAACGCAGAUACCAGCAAAGCAGUAUCCACGCUACCACUCAUCAAGCCCCCACAGAUCGGAUCCUACGGACAAAUCCUCGAAUGGCGUCACGAAUACGAAGAAACAGAACCAGGCCACCGACACAUGAGCCCCAUCUUCGGGCUCUUCCCAGGAUCUCAAAUGACGCCCCUUGUGAAUUCAACAUUAGCCGCCGCCGCAAAGGUCCUACUGGACCACCGUAUCGCCCAUGGCAGCGGCAGUACAGGCUGGUCGAGAGCGUGGACGAUUAGUCUUUACUCUCGCUCGUUCGACGGAGACGCCGCGUGGAACCACACCCGGGUAUUCCUGCAGACGUAUCCGAGUGGGAAUCUGUGGAAUACAGACUCUGGACCUGGAUCGGCCUUCCAGAUUGAUGGUAACUUUGGGUUCACGGCAGGCGUUGCUGAGAUGCUGCUGCAGAGUCAUGCUGGGGUGGUGCAUUUGCUGCCAGCUUUGCCGUCAGCUGUGCCAAAUGGGAAGGUGACCGGACUGGUGGCCAGGGGGAACUUUGUGGUGGAUAUGGAGUGGUCGGGUGGUAAGCUGACUUGGGCGAGGGUCACGGCUAGAGCGGGUGGGAUAUUAGCGAUACGUGUGCAGGAUGGAAAACAGUUUAGUGUGAAUGGCAGUGUGUGUAGAGAGGAGAUUUCGACUGCCAAGGGCGAUAUAUACGAGAUCUCACCGCUAUAG